AAAUAUAUAUACAUUGAAACCGUUCACUAGUACGGUUCAGCAAACGUUGUCAGUUAGUCAUUUGUUUUCCUGGUUGAUUUGUUGUCACUGUGCAGCUAUUUGUUUUCAUUGGUUGAUUUGUUGUCACUGUGCAGCUAUUUGUUGUCAUUGUGCAGCUAUUUGUUUUCAUUCUGCAGCUAUUUGUUUUCCUGGUUGAUUUGUUGUCAUUGUGCAGCUAUUUGUUUUCCUGGUUGAUUUGUCGUCAUUGUGCAGCUAUUUGUUUUACUGGUAGAUUUGUUGUCAUUGUGCAGCUAUUUGUUUUCCUGGUUGAUUUGUUGUCAUUGUGCCGCUAUUUGUUUUCCUGGUUGAUUUGUUGUCAUUAUGCAGCUAUUUGUUUUCCUGGUAGAUUUGUUGUCAUUGUGCAGCUAUUUGUUUUCCUGGUUGAUUUGUUGUCAUUGUGCCGCUAUUUGUUUUCCUGGUUGAUUUGUCGUCAUUGUGCAGCUAUUUGUUUUCCUGGUUGAUUUGUUGUCACUGUGCCUCUAUUUGUUUUCCUGGUUGAUUUGUUGUCAUUAUGCAGCUAUUUGUUUUCCUGGUAGAUUUGUUGUCAUUGUGCAGUUAUUUGUUUUCCUGGUUGAUUUGUUGUCAUUGUGCAGCAAUUUGUUUUCCUGGUUGAUUUGUUGUCAUUGUGCAGCUAUUUGUUUUCCUGGAUGAUUUGUUGUCAUUGUGCCUCUAUUUGUUUUCCUGGUUGAUUUGUUGUCAUUGUGCAGCUAUUUGUUUUCCUGGUUGAUUUGUUGUCACUGUGCCGCUAUUUGUUUUCCUGGUUGAUUUGAUGUCAUUGUGCAGCUAUUUGUUUUCCUGGUAGAUUUGUUGUCACUGUGCCGCUAUUUGUUUUUCUGGUUGAUUUGUCGUCAUUGUGCCGUUAUUUGUUUUCCUGGUUGAUUUGUCGUCAUUGUGCAGCUAUUUGUUUUCCUGGUUGAUUUGUUGUCACUGUGCCGCUAUUUGUUUUCCUGGUUGAUUUGUUGUCAUUGUGCAGCUAUUUGUUUUCCUGGUUGAUUUGUUGUCAUUGUGCAGCUAUUUGUUUUCCUGGUUGAUUUGUUGUCAUUGUGCCGCUAUUUGUUUUCCAAGACGCAUUGAUAAGGACGCAUCGAUAAGGAAGCAAGAUGCAUCGAUAAGGACGCCAUCCCCCGUCGGACCGACCUGCUGCGUUGUGUAUUCUGGGGUUGUAACUAGUGACCAGCUAGUUAGCUGUUAUAGCUGGUCAGACUGUCGACAGGCGACAUGGCUCACUCUCCGGUUCAGAGUAGCCUGCCAGGGAUGCAGAACCUGAAGGCAGACCCAGAGGAGCUGUUCACCAAGUUGGAGAGGAUCGGUAAAGGCUCGUUUGGUGAAGUGUUUAAAGGAAUAGACAACAGGACUCAGAAGGUGGUGGCCAUUAAGAUCAUUGACCUGGAGGAGGCUGAGGAUGAGAUGGAGGAUAUUCAGCAGGAGAUCACUGUGUUGAGUCAGUGUGACAGCCCCUUCAUCACCAAGUACUAUGGAUCAUACCUGAAGGAGGCCAAGCUGUGGAUCAUUAUGGAGUAUCUAGGGGGAGGCUCGGCAUUAGAUCUGUUGGAGCCGGGGUUGCUGGAUGAGACUCAGAUCGCCACCAUCCUCAGAGAGAUUCUGAAGGGUCUGGAAUACCUCCACUCAGAGAAGAAGAUACACAGAGAUAUCAAAGCUGCCAACGUCCUGCUGUCGGAGCGUGGGGAGGUGAAGCUGGCAGACUUUGGGGUGGCGGGACAGCUAACAGACACCCAGCUCAAACGCAGCACCUUCGUUGGCACGCCCUUCUGGAUGGCUCCAGAGGUCAUCAAGCAGUCAGCCUACGACUGUAAGGCAGACAUCUGGUCUCUGGGUAUAACAUGUAUAGAGCUGGCUAAAGGAGAACCCCCACACUCUGAGCUACACCCCAUGAAAGUGCUGUUCCUUAUCCCAAAGAACACCCCUCCUACCCUGGAGGGGAACUACAGCAAGCCCCUCAAGGAGUUUGUGGAGGCCUGCCUAAACAAGGAGCCGAGCUUCAGGCCCACUGCCAAAGAGCUGUUGAAACACAAGCUGAUUGUGCGUCACGCCAAGAAGACGUCGUACCUGACAGAGCUGGUGGAUAGAUACAGGAGGUGGAAGGCUGAGCAGACCAGACAGCAGGCAGAGUCCAGCUCAGACGAGUCUGACUCGGAGCAGGAUGGGCAGGCGUCGGGCGGGAACAACUUUGGGAGUGAUGACUGGAUCUUCACCAUCAGGGAGAAGGAUCCUAAGAAACUGCAGAACGGGCGAGAGGGACAGGAAGUGGAGAGUGGAGACAUUUCAGGGAGGCUGUUUUCCACCAUCAUCUCUCCUUCUCUGGCCGAAUUGAAGCAGCGUCAGGAGGCAGUGAAUGGGAACCCCAUGGCUCUAGAUGAACUGAGAGAAGCUAUUCUCCUAGCUGAGGAGGCCUAUCCUGGGAUCUCUGACUCCCUGGUCACACAACUGGUUAACAGACUGCAGAGAUUUUCUUCAGGCAGGAAGUCUUCGUGCUCUUCUCCCUAGUGAUUGGCUCUCUGCCCCGGCCCGCCUCUCCCAGGUCCCGACCCCUGUCUGUGGUCCAGUCAGAGGUUAGAGGUCAGCCUGGAUAACACCAUAGGUGUCCGUCACACAUUCCUGCUGGAGAACCCUGAACACACCCGAUGCGUGGUGAUCAACUCCAAGGCCUCUUUUAGUAACUUGAUAAACCUGUGGAGAUCAGAGGGGGCAGUAGAGCCCAGUCACUCUGUUAACACUGCUGGAGAAUUAAUCCAAGAGCAAGGAGACACUGCUUCUCAGAGGAGGACCCAUCAGUAUGGACCCAGUCUGUCUGGAACCAGAGGGAGACCCAUCACUAUGGACCCAGUCUGUCUGGAACCAGAGGGAGACCCAUCACUAUGGACCCAGUCUGUCUGGAACCAGAGGGAGACCCAUCACUAUGGACCCAGUCUGUCUGGAACCAGAGGGAGACCCAUCAGUAUGGACCCAGUCUGUCUGGAACCAGAGGGAGACCCAUCAGUAUGGACCCAGUCUGACGGAACCAGAGGGAGACCCAUCAGUAUGGACCCAGUCUGACUGGAACCAGAGGGAGACCCAUCAGUAUGGACCCAGUCUGUCUGGAACCAGAGGGAGACCCAUCAGUAUGGACCCAGUCUGACGGAACCAGAGGGAGACCCAUCAGUAUGGACCCAGUCUGACUGGAACCAGAGGGAGACCCAUCAGUAUGGACCCAGUCUGUCUGGAACCAGAGGGAGACCCAUCAGUAUGGACCCAGUCUGUCUGGAACCAGAGGGAGACCCAUCAGUAUGGACCCAGUCUGUCUGGAACCAGAGGGAGACCCAUCAGUAUGGACCCAGUCUGACUGGAACCAGAGGGAGACCCAUCAGUAUGGACCCAGUCUGACUGGAACCAGAGGGAGACCCAUCAGUAUGGACCCAGUCUGACAGAACCAGAGGGAGACCCAUCAGUAUGGACCCAGUCUGUCUGGAACCAGAGGGAGACCCAUCAGUAUGGACCCAGUCUGUCUGGAACCAGAGGGAGACCCAUCAGUAUGGACCCAGUCUGACUGGAACCAGAGGAGACCCAUCAGUAUGGACCCAGUCUGUCUGGAACCAGAGGGAGACCCAUCAGUAUGGACCCAGUCUGUCUGGAACCAGAGGGAGACCCAUCAGUAUGGACCCAGUCUGACGGAACCAGAGGGAGACCCAUCAGUAUGGACCCAGUCUGUCUGGAACCAGAGGGAGACCCAUCAGUAUGGACCCAGUCUGUCUGGAACCAGAGGGAGACCCAUCAGUAUGGACCCAGUCUGACUGGAACCAGAGGGAGACCCAUCAGUAUGGACCCAGUCUGACUGGAACCAGAGGGAGACCCAUCACUAUGGACCCAGUCUGACUGGAACCAGAGGGAGACCCAUCAGUAUGGACCCAGUCUGUCUGGAACCAGAGGGAGACCCAUCAGUAUGGACCCAGUCUGUCUGGAACCAGAGGGAGACCCAUCAGUAUGGACCCAGUCUGACUGGAACCAGAGGGAGACCCAUCAGUAUGGACCCAGUCUGACUGGAACCAGAGGGAGACCCAUCAGUAUGGACCCAGUCUGACUGGAACCAGAGGGAGACCCAUCAGUAUGGACCCAGUCUGUCUGGAACCAGAGGGAGACCCAUCAGUAUGGACCCAGUCUGACUGGAACCAGAGGGAGACCCAUCAGUAUGGACCCAGUCUGACUGGAACCAGAGGGAGACCCAUCAGUAUGGACCCAGUCUGUCUGGAACCAGAGGGAGACCCAUCAGUAUGGACCCAGUCUGUCUGGAACCAGAGGGAGACCCAUCAGUAUGGACCCAGUCUGACUGGAACCAGAGGGAGACCCAUCAGUAUGGACCCAGUCUGUCUGGAACCAGAGGGAGACCCAUCAGUAUGGACCCAGUCUGUCUGGAACCAGAGGGAGACCCAUCAGUACAGACCCAGUCUGACUGGAACCAGAGGGAGACCCAUCAGUAUGGACCCAGUCUGUCUGGAACCAGAGGGAGACCCAUCAGUAUGGACCCAGUCUGUCUGGAACCAGAGGGAGACCCAUCAGUAUGGACCCAGUCUGACUGGAACCAGAGGAGACCCAUCAGUAUG
Oncorhynchus masou masou (cherry salmon) is the source of this 4634-nucleotide messenger RNA. Its product is annotated as serine/threonine-protein kinase 24-like. The transcript is spliced from 10 exons. Gene Ontology annotation, molecular function: ATP binding; protein serine/threonine kinase activity. Gene Ontology annotation, cellular component: cytoplasm. The coding region runs from base 1258 to 2544 and encodes 428 amino acids. The record is from RefSeq and is a predicted model, not a curated record. NCBI's taxonomy places the organism in Eukaryota, Metazoa, Chordata, Actinopteri, Salmoniformes, Salmonidae. Gene Ontology annotation, biological process: protein phosphorylation; negative regulation of cell migration.